Humulus lupulus (European hop) is the source of this 690-nucleotide messenger RNA. RefSeq lists its product as uncharacterized. Lineage: Eukaryota; Viridiplantae; Streptophyta; Magnoliopsida; Rosales; Cannabaceae. The transcript has 2 exons. The coding region runs from base 1 to 690 and encodes 229 amino acids. The record is from RefSeq and is a predicted model, not a curated record.
AUGGAAGAAGAAGUAUCACUUAUUGAUCUUAACAGACGAAGAACCAAUGGAGGCAAUGGGAUAGUGAUCCCAGGAGAGCAUGGGACAGUGGUGGUUUCAGACUACCAUUUUGUGGAUAUAGAGCUUCAUGGUUAUCCUUUUAAUUGGGAGUGUGGUUGGGGUACUCGAAAUUGGGUGGAAGUGAGGAUUGUUCGUGCUCUUGUCUCUCCCUCUUGGAUGUCAAAGUACCCUCUUGCUACUCUAUAUAAUCUGGAAAUCUCUCAGUCUGAUCACUAUCCUCUGUUGUUGGAACCCAAGUACAUGGUUGUCCCUAUUAGCAGAAGCUUAUUUUGCUUUGAGAAUGCGUGGCUAAGAGAGCCAUUGCAUGGGAAAAUUGUGCAAGAAAAUUGGGCAGCUUGUUUGGGAACUAGCUGGGCAAGUAAGGUGGACUUAUGCAACUCCAACCUUGCCAAAUGGGGUAAGGAGAUCACUAGUAAUUUUUGCAAUAGAAUUAAAAGUUGCUCUGCUACUCUUCAACGUCUAAAAUCGAGAAAAGACAGCAACUCCAUUCGACAAUUUGCUGAAGAGUCUAGAAGGAUGACUGAAAUACUGCACCGAAAGGAGAUUUAUUGGCGACAGUGGUCUAAACAGCUUUGGCUAAAGGAUGGAGACAAAAAUAGUAAGUACUUUCACGCUUCUACUACUGCUUGA